CGCUAAACAGCAGUGAGUGCGCCUCACUCACCGUCCUUUUAGAACUCAAAAAAAUAAAAAAAUAAAUAAAAAACACAAAACAUACAAAAAUCUUUAUAAAAAAUAAUUAAGUAGCGGAACAUCAGCUUGAGAAAACUACAAAUUAGAAAAUUUAUAAAAAUCGUAAAUACAGAUUUUUUAUUUUAUUUUAUUUUUUUUAAGAAAACGGAAGGCCUCGGGCUUAUUUGGCCUGACGUUUAAAAAAAUAUAUUAAAACAAAUAUUUAAAAAAGAAGAAAACUUGGAAAAAGCAGGAGUUCUUAAGGGAUUCCACAUCACUUCCACGCUGUUACCGGGGCUGUCAGUUGUCCUGCCAUUUUAAGUUGAGUCCUGCAAAACUUUUACAGAAUACCGGACCGUGUGGGUAGAAACAAAUAACCUCUGUAAUAACAGAGCGGCAUACGUUACGUUUUCUAAAUACUCCAUAAAUUCGGAAGCAAGGUGAUUGCGCGACUGGACAUUUCGCAGCGCAGCUCUCGCAAUACGUUGCGCCCAUACGGUUUCACGCCCGAGAAAUGAACACAGCGACAACGGGGAGUUAUCCGAUGGCUUCUCUCUACGUUGGCGACCUGCACCCCGACAUAACCGAGGCAAUGCUCUACGAGAAAUUCAGCCCGGCCGGACCCGUGCUGUCCAUUCGCGUCUGUCGCGACAUGAUCACCCGACGUUCCCUGGGUUACGCCUAUGUGAACUUUCAGCAACCCGCAGACGCGGAGCGAGCUCUCGACACCAUGAACUUCGACGUGGUGAAGGGGAAGCCCAUUCGAAUCAUGUGGUCCCAGAGGGACCCCUCGCUCAGGAAGUCCGGGGUGGGGAACGUCUUCAUCAAGAACCUGGACAAGUCCAUCGACAACAAGGCCCUCUAUGACACCUUCUCUGCAUUCGGAAACAUCCUGUCCUGCAAGGUGGUGUGCGAUGAGAACGGCUCUAAAGGCUACGCCUUCGUGCACUUCGAGACACAGGAUGCCGCCGACCGCGCCAUUGAGAAGAUGAACGGCAUGCUGCUGAACGACCGCAAGGUGUUUGUGGGACGUUUCAAAUCUCGGAAGGAGAGGGAGGCCGAGCUGGGAGCCAAAGCCAAGGAGUUCACCAACGUCUACAUCAAGAACUUUGGCGAGGACAUGGAUGAUGACAGGCUCAAAGAGCUCUUUGACAAGUACGGAAAAACCCUCAGUGUGAAAGUGAUGACCGAUCCCACCGGGAAGUCACGAGGAUUCGGCUUCGUCAGCUACGAGAAGCACGAAGACGCCAACAAGGCGGUGGAGGAUAUGAACGGCACAGAGCUGAACGGGAAGGCGGUGUUCGUGGGCCGGGCUCAGAAGAGGAUGGAGCGGCAGGCGGAGCUGAAGAGGAAGUUUGAGCAGCUGAAGCAGGAGCGAAUCAGCAGAUACCAGGGUGUGAACCUCUACAUCAAGAACUUGGACGACACCAUUGACGAUGAAAAAUUGCGCAAGGAAUUCUCUCCCUUUGGCUCCAUAACCAGUGCCAAAGUGAUGCUGGAGGAGGGCCGCUCGAAGGGCUUCGGGUUCGUGUGCUUCUCGUCGCCCGAGGAGGCCACCAAGGCGGUGACGGAGAUGAACGGCCGCAUCGUGGGCUCCAAGCCGCUGUACGUGGCGCUGGCCCAGCGCAAGGAGGAGCGCAAGGCCCACCUCACCAACCAGUACAUGCAGCGCAUCGCCGGCAUGCGCGCUGUCCCCGCCAACGCCAUCAUCAACCAGUUCCAGCCGCCGGGAGGAUACUUCAUGCCCGCCGUGCCCCAGGCCCAGAACAGAACAACCUACUAUGCGCCCAACCAGCUUGCCCAGAUGCGGCCCAACCCUCGCUGGCAGCAGCAGGGGGGCCGGGCCCAAGGUGGGUUCCAGGGAAUGCCGAACUCACUGCGCCAACCAGGUCCUCGUGCCAAUCUGAGACACCUGGCCCCCGGGGCCAACACGCAGGGGCCCCGUGGCAUGACCUCCGGGGGGCAGAGAAUGGCUGGUGGGGGUCAGCCCCUGGGGCCCCGCCCAUCCAUGGGGGUCCCCACCCCCCGCGCCAUGCCGCCCUACAAAUACGCCUCCACCGUGAGGAACAGCCAGCCGCAGGGCGUGCAGCCCAUCGCUCUGCAGCAGGCCCAGCCGGCUGUUCAUGUACAGGGCCAGGAGCCACUCACCGCGUCCAUGCUGGCUGCAGCCCCGCCCCAGGAACAGAAACAGAUGCUCGGUGAACGUCUGUUCCCCCUGAUCCAGGCGAUGCACCCCAGCCUCGCUGGCAAGAUCACUGGCAUGCUGCUGGAGAUUGACAACUCGGAGCUGCUGCACAUGCUGGAGUCCCACGAGUCUCUGCGGUCCAAGGUUGAGGAAGCCGUCGCCGUUCUGCAGGCCCACCAGGCUAAGAAGGACGCCACUCAGAAAGUGGGGGUCAUCACCACGGCAACGGCUGCAGCCACUUCCUGACCUUAGCGCUGACCCCAAACGCAGGACGACCCAACCAACCACACGGCUGCAGGAGCUGGAGUUUGGAGAGAAUCCCUGCAUCCUAAUGACUGUCCACUAGAGGUCCCUCAAUACACACUACACACACACUAUACACAUACUUACACACAGACACACAUUAUGCACACUAUACACACACACUCACCACACACACACAUACACACACUGUCCACUUGAGGUCCCUCUAUACACACAUACACACAUUAUACACAUACACUAUACACACACACCACACACACACACUGUCCACUAGAGGUCCCUCUUACACACACUACACACAUAGAUACACACACACCACACAUACACUUUCCACUAGAUGGCCCUCUAACACACACUACACACAUACAUACACACACACUCUGUCCACUCACACACUAUACACACACAUACACACACACACCACACACUCACUUUCCACUAGAGGUCCCUCUAACACACUGUGCACACACAGGCAGACACAGACAUACACUAGAAAGCCAAACAAUACACACAAAGCAUACUUGAAAAUACAUUUUUCAAAAAGCAUAAUUACAGUUCUUUGAAAUUAUAUUUUAGUACUGUAAUUAUUUAUCUAAAAUAAUAUAUUAAAAACAGCACAGAGAGAGAGAGAGGGGUUUAUUUCUAAAUGUAAACCUCUCCACUCUGUGGCCAGGCCAAAUCCUUUUUUUCUAUUAGAAAAUAUCUCUUCUUCUUUCUUUGAUUUGUUUGGAAGUUGUGUGCUUGCUGCUUUGAUUGGGACUGUUGGAUUCCUCCAUCCCAUAAAAUACAUUUGGGUGAUGUGGCUCUGUCAAUAAAGGGAUGAAAUAAUCAGCAA
Molecule: messenger RNA, 3323 nt
Organism: Conger conger (European conger)
Lineage: Eukaryota; Metazoa; Chordata; Actinopteri; Anguilliformes; Congridae
Gene: pabpc4
Product: poly(A) binding protein, cytoplasmic 4 (inducible form)
Exons: 15
Coding region: 554-2470 (638 amino acids)
Cellular component (GO): nucleus; cytosol; ribonucleoprotein complex
Molecular function (GO): poly(A) binding; mRNA 3'-UTR binding; poly(U) RNA binding
Source: RefSeq, a predicted model, not a curated record